GACAGUACACAUGUAAUUUUUAUUUACCCUGAUGUAUCACCAUUACAAAAGAAAAUCACUGAAAGAUGCAGAGGGUUAUGGAGACCCAGACUGGUGCCCAAAUACAUGCAGCCAUGGACCGUGAGGUCACCAGCCAAGCGGUUGUGAUGCCAGCAAGAGAUGACUGUGAUCUCACUGACUCUUGUGUACAAAUUUGGGCGCUGGCAGAGACCACUGUGGACUCGUGCCUGGACUCCAGUUGAGCACAGCUGCAAGACUUGGAGCACUGAACGAGGACUUGGUUGUGUUGUGCUGUGGGGUUGCCGGCAGCAGUUCUUGGUGCCCAUCCCACAGCAUCGCCUGUGUGACCCUGGCCUGCCUGGCUCAGGCAGCUGGGGCUCUGUGGGGUGUGCUUGCAGCAGUGGAGUUUGUGACACCUUCUGCUUGCUGCAGCACCAUUGAGGGGAGCAGCUUCCUGACGUCAGCUCUCCCCAGCCCACCGCUCAGCCCAGGGCCAUGGAGGUGCCGUCAGACUGGACCUGCCCCAUCUGUGGGCACAGUCAAGGCGAUGUUGCCUACACGACCCCCUGUCUCCACCAACUUUGCUAUGGCUGUGCGCUCUGGUGGGCAAGGAAAAAGCCAAGAUGUGCCAUAUGUGGGCACAAGAUCUGGACCAUCCGAUGCUCAGUGAGGUCGGAUGACGAUUACAUUGAGUGCCCUGUCCCGCAGCCCGCAGUGCACUCAGGUUAUGCCCUGCAGGGAGAGCAGGAGCCUGCAGAGCCAAUCCUCCUGCCUCCAGAGUACAGCUUCCCACCUGAGAUCUGGGCUGCUUUUUUCCAAGAACACCCACAAGACCUCAGGCCCCUGCUCCAGUGGCUCCAAAAAGAAAUCAGGAGCAUGACCGUUGAUGGGUGGUGGGAGGUGCACGCAAGGCAGAGCAUCGUUCUAGGCUUCCUGUGCAAGUACGGGCUCGAUGAGGCAGCCUUGCAGCAGGAGCUGCAGCUGAGUUUCAGAGGCCUCACAGCGCGCUUUGUGAGGAGGCUCAUCAUCAUCGCCACAGCCCUGUAUGGACCAGAGAUCCGCCGGCAGCAGGACCGCCAGGACGCCCGUGCUGUGGGAGGGCACGACAGCCCCACGGCCACCCCCAGUCCCGUCACCUCCCGUCAGGAGCCUCCUGCCUCUAGCCCAGGCCACUCCAUCAAUUCUGCAGGCCCUGGCACUGAGGAGCUCCCCAGCAACCUUCCUGGGGGUCCUGGGCACCCCACCACUGCCACUGUGUCCUCAAAGGAGGAGCUACAGGAAGAGCCAGAUCAGGUGGAAGCAGUGGGCUCCUCUGCCCCGGGCAGGAACUGCUUGGCUGGAGAGCCCCGGCACUCCCAGAAGAGGAAGGCCUGCAGCAGCCCCCAGGACUCAUCCCCACCCCGCAAGAGGCCACGCCGGCAGUAGCACCAGAGUGGCACCACUGGGCAGAGCAUGGCUCAGGUGGGCUGGAAGGCAAACAUCAACCUCUCAGUCUGAUUCUGAGAGAAAGUAAAAAUAAAAUUAAAAAAUAACAGAAAAAACAUUUUGUUGUCUCUGAACAGCUUCCUUUAGAAGGUGUUUCCCUAAUAUGCAGCCAUCUGAAUGUUUCUGGCUUUCUUUCAGAGAGACUUUUUAUUCUCUUUAAUGGCUUUCAUUUUAUAUCCCAUUAAA
Molecule: messenger RNA, 1671 nt
Organism: Numida meleagris (helmeted guineafowl)
Lineage: Eukaryota; Metazoa; Chordata; Aves; Galliformes; Numididae
Exons: 2
Coding region: 496-1425 (309 amino acids)
Biological process (GO): protein polyubiquitination; protein monoubiquitination
Molecular function (GO): metal ion binding; ubiquitin protein ligase activity
Source: RefSeq, a predicted model, not a curated record